AAAUUCCGUUAGCAAGGAAUGGAAUCAUUCGAAAUACUGUACGCAAAAGAAAGUAUUCGGCUGUCGACACAGACAUCGUCUAGCCAAGACUGCAACCCUUGCAAGAUGGAGUAUUUGAAAGCUUUUCGGUUGAGAAAUGACAUUGUUUUCGAAAUACCGCUAUCAAGGACUAGAACCAUUCGAAGUAUAUCCAAAAGUAUUCGACAUUCGGAAACAACAUCCGACAUGUAUUCAAAAUUUCGAAAUCGUCUAGCCAGCACCACAACCCUUGGUUCAAAAAUUCGAUUGCAUAUGAAAAACUCUAUUUUCUGGCCCCCAAAAACAGUGCUAAAAAUUGCACCAGAAACCGCGAGAAAUGCACGAAAAUCUAUCAUUUGGAUCUGCGGCUAAAUGGAAUCUGCGCCUGUCCAUCUUUUAAUUAGAGCGCCUUGUCCAGCUGUAAGUAUUCUUUGAUUAUUCUUUUGCCGCUAUUUGGUUUCAUAAUUUCCAAC
Messenger RNA from Drosophila guanche, 491 nucleotides. RefSeq lists its product as uncharacterized. The transcript is spliced from 4 exons. The record is from RefSeq and is a predicted model, not a curated record. The coding region runs from base 19 to 390 and encodes 123 amino acids. Lineage: Eukaryota; Metazoa; Arthropoda; Insecta; Diptera; Drosophilidae.